Messenger RNA from Taeniopygia guttata (zebra finch), 7772 nucleotides. Its product is annotated as G-protein coupled receptor 12-like. NCBI's taxonomy places the organism in Eukaryota, Metazoa, Chordata, Aves, Passeriformes, Estrildidae. Gene Ontology annotation, biological process: G protein-coupled receptor signaling pathway. The record is from RefSeq and is a predicted model, not a curated record. Gene Ontology annotation, cellular component: membrane. Gene Ontology annotation, molecular function: G protein-coupled receptor activity.
GGGGCGGCUGGCUUCAGCCAGAAUCGCUGCUGUUCACCUAAAUAUCUCUGCGCAUCAGGAGCUGGAAAUGCUUCCCGGCGCUGAGCUGGCUGCGCCGCAAAGCUCCAGCCUGGAAGAGAGAGGGGGAUGAAAGAGGGAAGCUGGAGUGUUAUGAAACCCGUAGGAAAAAGGGGAGAAAGGUGUAGCUGAAAUCCUGUGGAUCCAGGAGCUGAGCAUCCCUGCUUUGACGAUUCCGCUCCCAAGAUGAAUCACGGAGCCAUUUAUAGCUGGAAAAAUAACCGUGUCUUUGGGAUUUGUUCCUUCCCAGGCUGUUCCUUUCCCAAACAGUCGGGGAGGAAGCUCUGGGGAUGGGUGGGUGCUGCGGUGAGGGGGACAGACCCCCAUACUCAGCGUCCUUGGGCAGGUCCCGGUUCCAGUGAGAUCCUCCUCAUCCCAGCUUUUCGCUGGCUGGAGGGAAGCCCGUGUGCGGCGGAGGCUCCGGGGUGCGGUGUUCCCCUGUGGAGGGACGCCGCCGCCCCUGAGCGAUCCCGGAGCAGCCUCAGCCGCCGGUCCCCGGCGCAGGGGCCGGUGCCGCUGUCCCGGACAUUGUCCUUGAGGAGCGCGGCACCGGAGCCGCGCCGGAUCGCCGCCCUCCCUUCGCAUCCGCGCGUCCCUCGGCACAAGCGACUUGGAUCAUGAAUAUAAGUGAAGACUUUGACGUCAGAGUUGAGAUUUAUCAGCAGAUCCAAUGGGGCAGGAAUAUUAAGUGCAAGUCGAUGCCAGCUCUCUGCCAACGCUAUUAGCGAUGCUCGCCGAGGAAUGAGGCUUCGCACCAAGGGCUGGAAGGACCAGCAAGGAAAAAAAUAAAAACGGGGUGGGGGGAGCAAGCUGAUCCUCGAGCAUUAAAACCAGCGAUGCUGCACGGCCCCGCCGCCAUGGGGGAGCCGUGGCCGCCGCAGCCGCAGCAGCAGCGGCUCCCGGGGCUCGGCAACGCCUCGGAGCCCCCGGCCUGGCCCUCGGCGGCGGCGGCCGGGCCGGGCACGGCGGCACCGGGCGGCGGGGCCGCGGCCGCGGGGUCCGUGAGCCCGUGGGACAUCGCGCUGUGCGCCACGGGCACGGCGGUGGCGGGGGAGAACGCGCUGGUGCUGGCCGUGCUGUUCUACACGCCGAGCCUGCGGGCGCCCAUGUUCCUGCUGAUCGGCAGCCUGGCGCUGGCCGACCUGCUGGCCGGGCUGGGGCUGGUGGCCAACUUCGCCGUGCGCUACCUGCUGCGGCCGCCCAGCGAGGCGGCGGAGCUGGCGGCGGCGGGGCUGCUGCUGGCCGCCUUCUCCGCCUCCGUCUGCAGCCUCCUGGCCAUCACCGUGGACCGCUACCUGUCGCUGUACAACGCGCUCACCUACCACAGCGAGCGCACGCUGGGCUUCACCUGCGCCAUGGUGCUGCUGAUGUGGCUGCUGUGCCUGGGCGUGGGGCUGCUGCCCCUCCUGGGCUGGAACUGCCUGCGGGACCAGAGCUCCUGCAGCAUCCUGCGGCCCGUCACCAAGGACAACGCGGCCGUGCUGGCCGUCACCUUCCUGCUGCUCUUCGCCCUCAUGAUGCAGCUGUACCUGCAGAUCUGCAAGAUCGCCUUCCGGCACGCCCAGCAGAUCGCCGUGCAGCACCAGUUCAUCGCCACGGCGCAGGCCAGCUCCACCCGCAAAGGGCUCUCCACGCUGUCGCUCAUCCUCGGCACCUUCGCCCUGUGCUGGAUCCCCUUCGCCAUCUACUCCCUGGUGGCCGAUUCCAGCUACCCCGCGGUGUACACCUACUCGCUGGCGCUGCCCGCCACCUGCAACUCGCUCAUCAACCCCAUCAUUUACGCCUUCAGAAACCCGGACAUCCAGAAGUCGCUCUGGCUGGCCUGCUGCGGGUGCAUCCCUUCCACGUUCUCCUCCAGACCAAGGACAUCCAGCGACGUGUGAGGACUGAGCGCGGAGCCAGAGGUGCUCCCUGGCUCUCCUGCUCCUUCUCUUUUCCCCCUCUGUCGUUAUUGUCUCCUGCCGGGAGGAGUCCCCUCCCCGGUCAGCACAUCUCGUUCCAUGGAAAGAUGGCCAAAAAGAAGGAAAAAAAAAAAAAGGCAAAAGAGAAAAGGAAAGAGAGAGAGAGAGAGUAGAAUGAUAAUGGUUUCCUUUAGAAAUGUUAUUUUCUUACACAUUUUAUUUUUUAUUUAAAAACACAAAACACCAAAAAAAAAAAAAAAAAAGAGGAAAAAAAAGAAAAGAAAAAGCAAAGAAAAAGGAUCCUCGCACGAUGGCGUUUGUCUGCUCCCGGGGUAAGGAGCCAGGGGAGCAGCGGGCCCCAUCCGGGUGGUCCCACGCCUCGGGGCACAUCCCAUGGGAAGGCCACAGGAGCGGGGGGGCGGGGAGGGAGAUGUCGCGUCCCCCCCGGCGGGGCUGGUCCCCACGCGUGGGGUGGCUGUGCCCAUCCCCUGAAUGAAAUCAGGGCCUGCGAUGCUAUGCAAUAAUGGGGGGGCGCGUUCAGCACUGCGGGGAGGAGAGCUCCGGCAGGAGGGACGCGGGGACAGUCCCGUGUCUCUGUGCUUCGAGAAGCACUUGGAGAACCUGCGGGGUGAAAGACGCUUUAGGUGUGGCUUGUUCGGGCUGUGGCAGGGAUGGGGGCGUCCAGGGAAUCCGUUCCCUCCUUCCCCCCCCACCCCCCAAAAUGUGACUGGGGCAGGGUUGGCGGUGUGGGGGUGGUGAGGGCAGCUGGGGUGCCCCGCACCCCAAAGUCUGGGAGGCCAAGGAAGGGCUCUCCUUGUCCAGCUGGGCAAUGGGGUGCUGCUUCCCCCCCUUCCACACGAGUUGUUUACAUGGGGUGGGGUUUUCAUCCAAAGAGGGGUCCGGGCUUGCUGGAGUCCCCGGGAGAGAAGCCUCUGUCACCACACGUGUCACUGCCGAUGCUGCCACUUUACCUUGCUUCGUUAGAGAAGCGCCAGCCCCGACAUUCCUGUGCUGUGUGAUGUGCUUUGUGGUGUUCGUGAGGCCAUGAUGAAGUGUCCUUUAUCCUGUGCUUUCUUUUGGAAUCGUGCAUUCACCCAUAAAGCAAGGAAGAACCCAAGCAACCCCCGGAGGGGUGGCAGGGCUGGGGGUGGGACAUGCAGGGGGGCUCAGGGCACAGGGGGUGUGCUGCUCCUGGCAUGGGGGGCUUGGGAGACCCUCCAGCAGCUGAGUCUGGUGCCCAAAUAUUCUGCUUUGCUGUAGAGAAAUUGUUGUGAUGUUGGAGAGGGACUUGGGCAAGGGUGUGCAGUGACAGGACAAGGAAUGAUUUCCCACUGCCAGAGGGCAGGGAGGGAUGGGAUUUUGGGAAGGAAUUGUUCCAUGGCAGGGUGGGCAGGCCCUGGCACAGGUGCCCAGAGCAGCUGUGGCUGUCCCUGGAUCCCUGGCAGUGCCCAAGGCCAGGCUGGACAGGGCUUGGAGCAGCCUGGGAUACUCCAAGGAAAGGUGUCCUUGCCAUGGCAGGGGUGGCACUGGAUGGGCUUUGAGGUCCCUCCCAGCCUGUAACAUUCUGUGAGUCUGUGAUAGUGGAAGAAGUGUUCUUGCUUUGUGUGGCUGCAGAGGGUACAAAGUCACUUUAUGGCUGGAUACAGACAGAUCCAGGUGGGUUUUGUCCCUGGAUCUCUCGCUCCUCGGAGCUCAGUGCACAAGAGAGAGCUCUGAGGUUCCCAAGUGUGCCUGGGGCUUGGACUUAUCGUCUACCUGUGAGAGGUGGCCACUCUUGGAGUUUUUAUGUUUUGUGGGUUUGGGUUUUUUUCCCAUUUCCUUUCUCUGAUGAAUACCUUGGAGAAUGGGCAGUUGGCACAAUGUGGAAUCAAUGUAAGUUUUAAAGUAAAUAUAUAUGUAAGACUAAUAUUUAUACAAACACUUCACUCAUUCUGUUUCCUCUGGUUUCUCAAGUGCAGCCAGGUCCCUGCAGUUCCUCAGUGUGAAAACUCAAUAGCGUAAACCCUUUUUGAAACAUUGUGAACAUUUGAAAUGUUUUUAUACAACCACCCUAGCUAGAAGUCAGGAUUUGUUUCUCUGGGCAGCUCAUUUUGUAUCUUUAGAUGAAAGGUAGUUUAACUAAUCAGCUCCAGAGAAACCUUGACAUGAAAAAAGUUGCCUUUUUUGGCUUUCCAGUAAAUUCCCUGUUGCUGAAGAGCUUGAUUUUAACAAUGUCCUUUUUAGAGUUUAGUUGCUUACUUAAAAUACAUCUCAGUUUGAGGGAUACACUGAUAAAUUUCACCAAAGUCAAAUGAGGAUCAAUGAAAAAUUUCUCCCUGUGGCCCUCCACAGCAAGAGGAGAAAGAUUUGGGAUGUGAGGAGCUAAAGCUGGGGACAGAGCCCCUGCCAGACUGGGGUUUAGAGCAGGUGGGGGUGUCCUCAUUGGGACACUCACCCAAACUCAUUUCCAGCCACUUUGGCAAAGGCAAACUCUGAAUUCUGGUCCCUGGGUGCACUGCCCCAGCUCACAGUCAGGAUGUGGUACGAGCCUAUUCCGUGCUCAGAGUUACUGUAAAAUAAGGAUCUCAUUUCUUUUUGAGUGAUGGUCUAACACCUCUCUCUGAGAUGUUAGAGCUGCCCAUGGAAGUUGUUAAAAACACUUUUUUUAGGAAAACUCUCAAGAAAUCUCCUCUAACAAAAUCGCCAUUUUGAUAAAAUGGCAAAUAAAAAUAGUGCAAUUUCCAGGUGGUUUUUUUUUGCUGUUUUUCCUCUCCUGUUUUGUCAGAGGAAAGGGGGGGAAAUGAGGGGAAGUGAAGAUGAGGAUAAAGAGGUUUAGGUUCACCUGCCAUGCGUUGCCUUGUGGAAACCUCUGCCCAUUUUACUGCACCUGUGCUGCAGUGCCUUGGUUUUGUUUUAGUUUUGUUUUCCAGAUAAAAACUUUCACCGGGAAAGUUUGGAGUGGCAAUGUUGGACAUCAGAGGUGGAUUUUGGAGCCUCCUCACGCUGAACACCAGGAAAGUUAAUUUAACACCUCGAAUCACGUGCUGGGGCAGGGUUGCUGUGUGCAGGUGGGAAUGUCCCAGUGUUUGGGGCUGCUUUGGGACAUGUUUAGGAUGGAAUGCAGGGCUUUAGGGUGAGGUUCUGUUGCCAAAAAGAGGGAGCAGCUCCCAUGAAUGUAACAGUGUCCCACGUGGAUGGGGCACCAAUGGUGAGGGAAUUACCAAAAGCAAAAUGGGGUUUCCAGCUGGUGGAUCCUCUGUGCAUUCACUGAGGAUCCAAAACUCAGUGAAAAGAGCCCAGCAGCCCUCUCCACCUCCUGGGUACCAGCAGAAGGGCACAGAGCAACUGGAGAACAUCCAGUGCUCCAUGUUUUCUGGUGUUGGAUGUACUGGGAGGCCUCCUCCACCUGGGAUUCUGUAUCUCUAUUAAUUGGAGGUCUCUAAAAGCCUCUGAUUUAACGGCUGUGCUUUUCAGCUGAGACAAGGGGACAGUACAGUCCUGCAAAGCACAGGGGCUUUGGCUUGUUGGGAACUUGCAGAUGUCCUUUGAUGUCCACAGAGUCCCUGUGGUGACUCCAGGUGGGAACUGGAGCUGCCUGGAGAGGGCUGGUGAGUGUUUGGUUGGGAAGAACUCCCCAUCCUCACCCUGGCCAGGAUCUCGCCACUGUUAUCUCCAAACUCUGAGCUUUGCAAAUAGCUUUUGAUAAAGGAUGAGAGGCUAGUGACAGGCUGGGCUUAGACUCUUGUCACUUCUGGACUCUCCAGGAGCUGGUCUGGAUCUACAGAGGCAGAAAUGGGCAGAAAAGUGGUCCUGAGUAAUUAGAGAUGGUAUCCAACCAGCCCUGAGCCUAUGGCAGGGAUCAGCAUAGCCAGGGAAAUGAAUCCACUGCUAAUUUGCUGAUUUAUUUACAGGUUCCUGGGUGCCUUUGGCUUUUCCACCACGAGCUGGUGGCCAGCAGAAUGUAGAGGUGAAAAGCUUUCGGUGUUGGUGCUUGGCUGGUUGAGCUGAGGGGGUGAGGAAAGGGCAAGGAGGAGAAAGAAGGAGAAAACAUUCCUCAAAUACACUGUGACAAGGCCAGGGCCACUGUGGGGUGGGAUGUAACCACAGCUGCCCUGAGGGUCAUGGAGAUGUGCCAGGCUUGGGGGGAGCUUGUGCAUUUACAACAAGCCCUUGUCCCUGUCCCAGUAUUAGAAAUUAAAAAAAAAAAACAAAAAAAACAAAACAAAAAAAAAAACCAAAAAAAACCAAAAAACAAAUAUAGACUCCACCACAAAGCUGCUUACUUUUAUUUUGGGGUUUGUUUUCUUUUUUCCUUAUCCAUUUUGGUCAGUUUGGGACUUUGAGCAGUGAAAAUGUCUCUCUUUAGCCAGCCUCAUGUCAGUAACCAGCAGUAAAGAUUCCAAGGAUCUCAGUCCUGAUGUGGCAGCUCCAGUCUGUUCAUAUCAAAGAGUUUUAAUUGAACCUGGAAUGAACCCCCAAGAAACCAUUACUGUUCUCCUUAGGUGAUGAAGUAUCUCUUUCUUGUAAAAGCAUCAAAUUUGGGGUGGGGAGACCUUUUAAAACCCCAUUGGUACUCACUUGUAUUGGUGUGUCCUGCCCAGCAUUGAGACUCACGCUGUUGCUAACGAUGAAUUAACAGUUCACUUCUAAUUGUCAGGAAUAAUUGUUGGAUGCACACGGUAUUUCCUUGCAAUUCCUCUCGUUCCUGCCCAGCCUGCCCUCGUGGUGAGGUGAGGCAGCUCCACUGGGACCAUUUGUUCCUCUUCUGUUGUCAGUGCAGCUGCCCACUGCAACAUCCCCCCCAGGGCACCCUCCCCAGUGUCCCUGCAGCCCCGGGAACUGAGAUCUCCCAUUCCCACUGGAAAACUGCAGCACAGAGCAUCACAGGAGAAAAUGGAGUUUUCGGCAGAGAGCACCCAAGUCAGAGGGGUGGUGUGAAGCUCUUUGGUCCCUGAUUUGGAGGGGUGUGAGUGGGCUGUCUCCAGCUCCAGGGGUGCCAGUUGCCUUCAGGAAUUCUGCUGGGUGCCAGGAGCAGCCCAGUGGCUCCGAGGUGAUCCCGUCCCUGCUGAGGGUGCUGCAGCGGGCAGGGCACUGACAGCCACCGAAACCACAGCACAGGUUUAUGGCCUUACUGCAGGCUCUGGGAGCUGGGAAACAGCUGCCUCGUCCCAGGAAAAGCUUUUAUUCCAGCUGGGAAGGGUCUGGCUGCAGCCCUGGGCUGUGCCUUGCCUUUCCUCUGCAGCGCAGGGACAAGGACGGGGCUGGUGUGGUGGCUGAUGUCCCUUGGGAGCAGGGCAGAGCACACCAGCCCGGGAUAAAGAGCAUCCUCCCUGCACAGGGAAUCCCCCAGCCCCAGGCAGGGCGAGCUCCUGGUGGCCAAGCCCAGCAGGAAUAUCCCACAGAGGCAGAGCCUGCUCUGUGCAGGCAGGACAGGAAUCCAUCACCCCCUCCCUGCCUCCCGUCCCACCGAUUUCCCAGGAAUGAGGCCAUCCCACAGCAAGCAGGACAGCCUUGUUUUGCUGUCAGUGUUGUCAUCAGCCUUUUAACUUGACUGGGAAAGUUGAUCUCAAAGGCAAAUGUACAGUUAUCAUUCAGUUAUGGUCAAAUCAAGCCCCUUCGAUGCACUUUAUGACCGAGUGAAAACAAAUCAAUGCUGUUAUUGCACUGUAUCUCUAUUGUGUAAUAUAUUAUACAUUCAUCUGUAAGAGUAAUUUAUUUUUAUUACUGUAAAUAAAACUGUUAAAGUGAUUUGUCAAGAGGAUAUCCAAAAACUGGGGGAGGGGGGUUAAAAUUAAAACCUUUGAAGAUCUGGGCUGCUGUCCCAGGUAUGUGCCA